UACUGUUUGAGAUAUUUGGUGGAAAAGGAUGUGACACUGGCGAUUUAUUAUCCUAUUUUCAGCAUAAUUUGAUAUGUAAACAAAGAUUCUCAUCAUUUUGUGGAAAAAAAUGGAAUUUACAACGGAAAAUAUUUUGAUUUUGCUGAAAAGUCAACAUACUUUUCAGUUUGGCGUCAUUUCACUGUUUCCUGUGAUAUCUGUGUUUAUUUACGAAAUUUUGCUACCGGAAUAUGAGGCUUUGCAUACACCUUUCGGAACAAUAUGGUUUGCAUUUAAAAUAGUCACAGUUAUCGUCACAAUAAGUUUAAAAAUGGGAUUGAAAGAUUUCGACACCAAAACUAUUUUCCACGUUAUAAUAUUGAUAAUGUGGGUAACAUCAGCUACAUUUUCCAUGAUUAUUCUAAUGCCACCACUACCUAUACCCUGGACCAUUACUACGUUUUUACAUUUAUUCCAUACAAGCCCAAUAGCUGUAGCUACAAUAGUAAAUUUGGUAGUUCAUUUGGUGUUGUUUUUUUAUACAAUACGUGGAACAAAUCAAGACCAAAAACUCAAGAUCAGUAGAAUGGGUGCAUAUUAUAUCAAUAACAUCCCAAGAUUGCUAUCGAUUUCACAUAUCAUGUUUCCGUUCGUCCCGUUCAAUAUCCAUUUCGUAACAGAUAAUUUUCUACAAUAUGAACAUGAUUUAUGUAGAUUGAUUGGUUUUACAGCGUAUUUUUCAUUGUUCAUAACAAUGUUAUUUUGGAUAUUAAUAUUUGUGACAAUAUGUGUAACAUUUUGGGUUUCCCUUAAGUCCAUCAUUUGUUAAAUUAUGCACGUACCGAUGUUAUGCACAUUUGAUGAUAGGACCAAUCUAUUGCUGGUUUUAUGGAUGGAUGAUGAAUUUUUCCAUCGAAACGACGCAUUCAACAAUUACACAUCUUAUUAAUUUAUUUUCAAUUGUCCAUAUUGAUUACAUCUACACACAAAUGCGUAAACAUUCUCCAAAUGAUAACCACGAUGAUAACAAAGUCGAACAGAAAGCAACUGUGGAAGUAGUAAUUUUUAUAGGGGCCGAGGAUGUUGGAUCUAUCGAUCUUGCAUAAAUAUAUAUUCAACUGAUAUCAACAAAUGCCAUCAUCUCUGCCAAGUAUUGGGAAUACAUUUUGAACAAAUUCAAGAUCAAGAUAUCGCGCAGUGGAACAACGGAUCAAGAAUUCAACAUCAAUUCCAAACAAAUUUAAGUAGUAUGAAAACGCCGAUCCUGGCACACUUCGCCGAUUCUGGCACAUAGCGAUCAUUCACCUGAAAACAAAAAAGCACAAACAAACAAACAAAAUGCCUCGUCAUUGAAAUGUCUUGAAAUGUAUGAUUGUUGAUCGUACAAUCACCAUUCGCUUCAAUUGUUGGCAAUUUCAAAUAGUGAUCAUCGUUGGUGCAAUUGGUUUCAUUGUGAAAAUAGGCCAAAUAAACGCCGUCAAUUAUUUGAUGCAGGGCAUUUUUUAGGUGGUAGUUGUACCAGAAACUGGUAGUAGAAAAUCCAAAUUGGCAGUAGUUAUCAAGAAUUCUGGCAGUGAAAAUAUUUGAAUAAAUAUUUGAAUUUGCUAGGGAAUUUUGGCGAAAAAAUCGGUUUUACACUAGAUAGAAUGGACUUUCGAAAUCCGGUUUCCUUGAACCCAUUUUUGAAAAGUGGGAAAAUUAUUAAAAUUUGCUAAGGAUUUUUGUGUUUAAGAAAAAAUUCAAAAACCUGGUAGUAGUAAAAAAUCCUUAAAAAAUGCCCUGAUUUGAUGAUUGGCUUGGUCAUGUCUAUCGUCGCUGCCAGCACUCUGAUUCGAUCGCAUCAGUUUGGUGACAAUAAUUGGUUUGUUGUGCAAGUAGCCAAUAUUGCCACUGACCUGAUGUGCAUCUCGUGUGGCAAAUGUUUCAUUCAUCUCCAAAUAUUCCAAACUACCACUAUAAACGCCAGCGAUCAACAUCAACAGAGACACUUUAGCAACUAGCAUUAAACGCACUAUUGGUUCACUCUUUGUACACACUUUGACAUCACUUAUGCUCAGAGCAUUGAAACUGCUGCUGGUGAACAAUAUAUAUCUGCUGCUGGUGAACAGAUCUAUUCGACAGCAGCUGUUGCUUGCGUGCAUAUUCGCUGUCAUGCGCGUUUGUUCAUGUAUCGAUUCUCGCGCACAGUGUUUGUCUCUUUCAUUCACACGGAACCAGACAGAGAAGCAUAUAAAACACACGAGGCACGAACGGCAGCUAUGAGUGUGCACGCGCGCGUCGCUUACGACGUGUCUCGUGUGUUGUAUUCGCUUAUAUGUGUUAUAUAACAUGAAACGCAUUCAUAGCGAAAUGCAUAUGUAUAAGUUUUUACUUAUUCAUUAUAAUGUAUUUAGAUAGGACGCUAGCGCGGCCUGAUUCCAAACUGAUUUUUGAUGAAGAAACGAGAGACAAAACAAAUGAAACAAAUAUCAAUUUGUAUGUCAUUCAUUUUAAUAUUGUGGGAGUUUAACAAUCAUACACACAAAUAUUCAGUCGAAAAUUUACACUUUUAAUCAUCAAAAUGUUACAAUUAUUACCAGGUUCUUGCGGCUGCGUCCAUGCAUUCCUGGUCACACAAACUAGAUUUACAAAAAUGAAAAUCAACGAUUUAAUUGUCUUCAUUUUUAAAUCGUAAAUGUGAAUAUCACAACUGAAUUCAGUGGACUGAAUUUAAAUUUAUAGACAUAAGACGCGAUUUUUGCUUAGGCCAAAAAGUGCAUGGAUCAGCAAAACUUAUCUACUGUUUUAAGUUGAGGGGUAGACACAUGUUCAAAAUCAGAAAUCCACCUUAAAAUAAAAAAUUCUAUAAAUCAAGAGCCGUCGAA
Messenger RNA from Sitodiplosis mosellana (orange wheat blossom midge), 2843 nucleotides. RefSeq lists its product as uncharacterized. Bases 110 to 808 code for a protein of 232 amino acids. The record is from RefSeq and is a predicted model, not a curated record. Lineage: Eukaryota; Metazoa; Arthropoda; Insecta; Diptera; Cecidomyiidae. The transcript has 6 exons.